This is a messenger RNA of Hydra vulgaris (swiftwater hydra), 565 nucleotides long. Its product is annotated as thioredoxin domain-containing protein 17. Gene Ontology annotation, cellular component: cytosol. Lineage: Eukaryota; Metazoa; Cnidaria; Hydrozoa; Anthoathecata; Hydridae. Gene Ontology annotation, molecular function: protein-disulfide reductase [NAD(P)H] activity. The record is from RefSeq and is a predicted model, not a curated record.
CCCACCUGGUUUUGAUUAAGUCGUUUCAAAUGUCAAUUUUUCCAAAGUUUUUUGUAAAUCAUUAAGUAGCAAGUGUUUAUACCGUUAUCGCUACGAGUCAUGUCUGCCAAGCAACUUGCCUGUGAAGGAACUGAGGAAUUAUUUGCACUCAUCGGUGAAAAUAGUCAUGCAUCUAGAAUAUUUGUGUUAUUCACAGGACAAGAGGAUCCAGCAACUGGAAAGAGUUGGUGUCCAGAUUGUGUGCGAGCUGAUCCUGUUAUAGAAAAAUGCAUUACAAAAAUGAAUCAAGAUGAUGUGUUUAUUUACUGUGUAGUUGGAGACAGACCGACAUGGAAAGACCCACUAAGUCCUUUUCGAACAGAUCCUAAACUGUUGCUUAAAGCAAUUCCAACACUUGUUAAAUGGAAUACUCAUGAGCGGCUUGUCGAAGAUCAAUGCGCAAAUGAAGAACUAGUUUCAAUGCUUUUUGAAGAUAACUAAAGAUUGUGUAGAAGACAGAGUUUAAAAACUAAUUUUGUAAAAAAAAAUUUCUAUUGAUAUGUAUAACAUGAUUUUUUUAGAAUAA